AGAAGCACGGUUUCGGACAUCACGAGGUGCAGAGCAAAAUAUAUACAAGCAAAUAUCGACAUAAAAAUAUUUCCUAUUUCUGAUCCAAUAAUUUCCUUUCCAUUUUUCUUCCCGGUUUCUCUCGUACAUAAAAUUCUGCUUCUGGGUUUGGGUCAAAUCCCAAACGAAGAUGGAACUUGACAUGGAAACUAUGGCUGCAUCGAUCGGCUUAUCGGUUCCAGUGAUUCGGUUCCUUUUAUGCUUCGUGAUGACUAUACCGGUCAGUUUUCUAGGGCGACUUGUUCCGACUGGAUUAGCUAAACACGUGUACUCGGCCAUUACAGGAGCGUUGCUUUCCUAUCUGUCAUUUGGGUUUUCUUCGAAUCUGCAUUUUUUGGUGCCCAUGUUGUCGGGUUAUGCUGCAAUGGUUCUUUAUCGGCCCAAGUGUGGAAUUAUCACUUUUUUCUUCGGUUUUGGUUAUUUGAUUGGCUGCCAUGUAUAUUACAUGAGCGGGGAUGCAUGGAAGCAAGGAGGCAUUGAUGCCACUGGUGCAUUGAUGGUCUUGACAUUAAAGGUCAUUUCAUGUGCAAUGAAUUACAAUGAUGGGAUGUUGAAAGGGGAAGAUUUACGCGAGACUCAGAAAAAACAUAGGUUGAUUAGGCUACCUUCAUUGAUUGAAUAUUUUGGGUACUGCCUGUGCUGUGGCAGUCACUUUGCUGGUCCAGUUUAUGAGAUGAAGGAUUACCUUGACUGGGCUGAAGGGAAGGGGAUUUGGGCUCAUUCCGAAAAAGGACCAUCACCAUCACCAUAUGUAGCAACACUACGCGCGCUUGUCCAAGCUGCUUUUUGCAUGGCAAUGUAUUUUAACCUUGCACCAUAUCACCCGUUGUCUUGGUUUACUGAUCCUGCAUACCACGAAUGGGGAUUCUGGAGGAAACUGAGUUACCAGUAUAUGUCUGGCUUUACAAUGCGGUGGAAAUAUUAUUUCAUCUGGUCAAUUUCAGAGGCUGCUAUUAUCAUAUCUGGCCUGGGUUUCAGUGGAUGGACAGAAUCUUCACCCCCAAAACCAAAGUGGGAUCGAGCAAAGGUUGUUGAUAUCCUAGGAUUUGAGUUAGCAAAAAGUUCAGUGCUGUUACCACUUGUUUGGAACAUACAAGUCAGCACCUGGCUUCGUCAUUAUGUUUAUGAGAGACUUGUUAAGAAGGGAAAGAGGCCUGGUUUUUUCCAGUUGCUGGCCACACAGACUGUCAGUGCUGUUUGGCAUGGUCUGUAUCCCGGGUACAUCAUAUUCUUUGUUCAGUCAGCUUUGAUGAUUGCCGGUUCAAGAGUUCUCUACCAAUGGGAAAAAGCUAUACCUUCAAAUAUGGGUCUUGUGAAGAAAGCAUUUGCCUUGAUGAAUUUUGUUUACACACUUUUGGUUCUGAACUAUUCCUGUGUUGGCUUUAUGGUAUUAAGCAAGCACGAGACACUUGCAUCGUAUGGGAGUGUGUAUUAUAUUGGAACCAUCCUUCCGAUAGCGUUCAUCAUGUUGGGCUACAUAAUUCCUGUAAAGCCUGCCAGAUCUAAAGAUCGUAAAGAGCAGUGAGUACCGAGUAAAGCUAAAGCCACAUUUCUUCGGAUGGAGUUAGAUUACCACUGCAAGUUUCAGGCAUCGUUUCAUGUUAUUGAAUGGUAGGUUUUGCAUAAGGAUUAUGAAAAAUAAAAGAAAAAAAAAACUAUUUCCGAAUCUUUUAUUUUUCAACAUUUAUCGUCAUUUAUCAAACAAAACAUCUCUGGCAAUUCCUUUCA
This is a messenger RNA of Hibiscus syriacus, 1767 nucleotides long. Its product is annotated as lysophospholipid acyltransferase 1-like. Gene Ontology annotation, biological process: phospholipid biosynthetic process; triglyceride biosynthetic process; lipid modification. Lineage: Eukaryota; Viridiplantae; Streptophyta; Magnoliopsida; Malvales; Malvaceae. The record is from RefSeq and is a predicted model, not a curated record. The coding region runs from base 170 to 1564 and encodes 464 amino acids. Gene Ontology annotation, molecular function: acyltransferase activity. The transcript is spliced from 8 exons. Gene Ontology annotation, cellular component: membrane; endoplasmic reticulum.